AUGUCUCGGUUUCUAGAUAAAGUCGUGUUUGUGACGGACGGCACCAGUGGGCUAGGUGCUGCUACCUGCCAACUCUUCAUCAAUGAGGGAGCCAGAGUGUUCGUGACAGAUGAGAUUCGCGUCAAUGUAAUAUGCCCAGGGCUGAUGGACACUCCUAUGGUCAACCAUCUCACCAAGGAGGCGGCCGUCGUGCAAAAAACCAGGAUACCAUUCCUUUGGGUAGACCUGCUGAUCCGGCGGAGGUAG
Exophiala aquamarina CBS 119918 is the source of this 246-nucleotide messenger RNA. RefSeq lists its product as uncharacterized. The transcript has a single exon. The coding region runs from base 1 to 246 and encodes 81 amino acids. NCBI's taxonomy places the organism in Eukaryota, Fungi, Ascomycota, Eurotiomycetes, Chaetothyriales, Herpotrichiellaceae. The record is from RefSeq and is a predicted model, not a curated record. Gene Ontology annotation, molecular function: oxidoreductase activity.